ACUAUAAAACAAAUUGCCCAAAGAAGUAUAGAUACCUACUUGCUAAUCACUCCUCUGGCAGCCUGGCCGGAAUGACGGGGCUACUUCGUAGGAAAUUGGAAAAUUAAUUCAAUUUUAUUCAAUUUGUGAACCGUCACAUCAUUUGUCAUCAGAAACAUUUGCUAUCGGUUCAGACGGACCUAACUAGUCAUAGGCUAGGCAAAUGCAUGCCCAAGCGGUGGUGGCAGUCAAUGAUGCUGGUUGGCGCCGUUGACAUCGAUGGGAUACCCAUUCAUAACCAGCCACCGUAACGGCACCGGCUGGUCGGCCGGCCAGGCCAACCGAACGGGGUGAACCGGAUUGAGUUAGGAUUGUCGUGUUCCGUUUAAUUUACCUUACACUCGGAAUAGAUUAAUUACGUCCUCUGUGCAAGUGUUUCGGUCACCGAGGGCACUACUCGGGGCGCUACUGAUGGGAGUCCGUCUUCCGUGGCAUGGACAUGCUAAAAGCAGAUGUCGCCGCCAUGUUCGAAACAGUUGCUUUGCUUUGUACAGCUUUGUACGGAACAAGGCCCCGAACGACAUCGACGACGACGACGGUAGGUACCUAUACCAUUUACACGGUCCAACGUGAAACUGACACAUCUCAUCAAGAUAGAUUGUAAGGCUUGACUGCUCAGUUCAUGGUACUGUGUUAUCGGCGCUUGUCAUGUUUAUGCAAAGCUAAGGGCAGUAGUAGUGUGAGGGUGGAAGUGGUAGAUCCUUGCACUGUUGAGAGGAGCUAGAACCUGAACGAAUGACAGUUUUAGUUUGCAGGGCCAGGACCAAGAGCAGACCAUCGAAGUUAUUUAAAUAUUUAAAUUACCCUGAUGAGUUGUCAUGCCGUUAAUGGGAUAUGGUCGGGGUAUGGGUAUAAGGUUAUCGUUUCACUGCAACAGAUGCUUCUGACAGCGUGAGCACUAUGUAAUCUUUCUUCAGGUUACAAAUUCGUAUUACUAUAGAAGGGUUUAUGAAUUAAAUUUGUAUGAGCAUUAGGUUCUGAAAGUUUUGUGUCGGUUCCUUUUAGAAUUCACCUAGCAAUAAAAUUGAAGUCUUCAAAAUAUUGUGCACGAGUGAUGUACAUACAAAUCCCGGAAUGCAACUGAGGAAAUUUUCAAAAAUGGAUUACUAAUUUAACAUUUUUUCUAAAGAAAUUUUCAACUUAAUUACAGAAAAAGUAAAUCUUAAAGGUCAAAUGAACUCCUGGCAGAUGGUUUUGAAAAUGUAUCACGAGUUUCUAGGAGAACUUGAAGAUAGAACGUCAGCUCAAUUUUGUAAAAAAAAACAAUUUUAUUGUUUGAGGCCUAAUCUACGUUCCAGAACUAACUGUAUUGGAAGUAAGAUAACUAAGAAGUCGCGGUGGGCGUAAAGUGGGUAGCAUCAUGUUAUAGUAGUUCCGACUGUAUUCCUUCGAGUAACUUAUUUUUAUUCCGUUAUUUAUAAGCAUGAUUUGCUCAAACAUUAAGAUGGAUUCAUGUUACUAGAGCUACCGAAAUCCAUAAAAAAAACUUUUCCACAUUAGUUUCCCGCAAAACUUCCCGAAGUACCGAGCGAGCAGCGCAACACCACCGGUUCUUACUUGAUUGAGUUAUUUCCUGUUGUGAAUUCUCACGUGCCUCAGCGAACGUUAUCAGAACCGUUAGCCCGGACGGCGGAUUGUGCAGCAGCGUCGCGGCGUAACCUUAACCCACAGCAGAGCGUUCGGGUGUUUUGUAAACUUUCGUCUAGUUGGAGCAUUCCGCCGUGUUUCGACGCCAAAAUAGAUGCGAAUCAACAACCCGUCGCCCAUGCAAGUCUAUAAAAGUAGGUUGGUGCACAGAAGUUUCGCUUAUAAUUAAUUCACUUUCUUCGUACCGUGUGUAACGUCGACGUCAAUUUCCCCACUGCAACGCCCAACUUGAGUAGAGUUCAAGUUUAUUGCCAUUGUUCUCAAUGAAAUACAGCGGAGCUAUAGCAUGUUGUUUGUUGAUUGCUAUCGUAGCAGUUAAUGCUUGGCCCAACAAUAAGAGGGCAGAGGUUCGUGCUCACGUUCGCAACUGUGUGAAGAAAACCGGAGUACCUGGCAAGAAUGCUCUGCGGGUGCUGAAAGGAAAUUUCAACGACGACAGCGAUGAAGUCAAAAAAUUCAUGAAGUGCAUGUUCCAAGAAGUGGGUUUCAUCAAUGAGGCGGACGAGCUACUGGACAAUUUACUGAUAGCGAAAAUAAAAGAAAACUUGGAUGACGAUGAAGCAGAUGAGCUGAUCGAAAAGUGUUCUAUUGUCGGAGAUGACAUCAAUGAUACGGCGUUCCAGAUCUACAAGUGCUAUUACGAAAACCAUGAUCUACCUCCAGAUAUGCUAGUGUGAUAAUAAAAAACGUUUCUAAAAUGGUCUUUUUCUUUAAGUCAGCCUCUUUUGCUGAUUCUGGUA
Aedes albopictus (Asian tiger mosquito) is the source of this 2426-nucleotide messenger RNA. RefSeq names its product general odorant-binding protein 56d. The transcript is spliced from 3 exons. NCBI's taxonomy places the organism in Eukaryota, Metazoa, Arthropoda, Insecta, Diptera, Culicidae. Gene Ontology annotation, molecular function: odorant binding. Bases 1950 to 2363 code for a protein of 137 amino acids. The record is from RefSeq and is a predicted model, not a curated record.